This is a messenger RNA of Linnemannia hyalina, 1059 nucleotides long. Lineage: Eukaryota; Fungi; Mortierellomycota; Mortierellomycetes; Mortierellales; Mortierellaceae. The record is from the annotation of a GenBank genome assembly.
AUGGCGGGUGGUGUCGCUCUCUCUGGAGAUCAUAAGAUUUACUUAGCAGAGGCAUCACUCAUUUACGAGCCAAAGCUGGAGACGCAGGUCAAGGACAAAUUUAAGGUGGCACGCAGCAUGAAGGAUUCAAGGAACUCACAGAUCCGGUCCAUCGCCCGAGAAGCAAUUCCUCCUGCUGGGUUCGACGAAUCGCCCUUCAGGAACGCAACCGCAGACACCCCCAAGGGCUUCUCACGGAUCAUGUUCAAAAAGGAAUCCAUGGCCCAACGCGCCCAGGAUAAACGUCAGCACUCCUCCUCUGAAGAUCUCGGCCUCACCGCCAAAGAGAAAAAGGCUGCCGCCGCUGCUGCCGCUGCCGCCAACAACACUGCCAAUAAGAAUAACAAGGACGGAACGGGCAAGGGUUAUGGAAAACAGGAGACGUCCGAGUUGCGGAUUCAGCCUGGAGAGAGGAUGGGCGAUUUCUCCCGGCGUGUGGAUGAUCAUAUGCGGGAGAAGAUGAUGAAGGCUACCAGGGAUAAUACUUCCAGCGGCAGCAAGAAGAAGAAGUACUUUGAAAAACUGAAAGCAAAGGAGCAGUCCAAGAAACUCAAAGCCCAAGAAGAAAAGGCCUACGAAGAAUACGAGACCAUCAAGGACAGCAUCCGUCUCAACGAAGUUGCCGAAGCACCCCCCACCUUCACCGCACUCCCCAAGAAGCGCAAAAACGACGACUUUAUGGCCAACAAGAAAUGGAAGAACGCUCCCGGAGAGGAAGACUUUGAAGACCAGAUUGCGGACCUGGACCAGACCAAGAAACGGAAACUGAUGGAGGCUGGCAAGGGAGAGGAAGAUAAAGACAAACGGACGAGUGUGGUGGAGAAUGGAAUCAAGAAGUCGAGGUUGAAGAAUUUGACGCCUGCGGGGAGACGUAUUAUUGAGGAGGAGCGGAAGCAGGCGAUUGAGAAUUAUCGGUUGAUGAAGGCCAGGAAGGAGUUGGAUCGGGGUGGGAGGUCGGCGAAGGGAAUGGAUGAGGACGCUGCUGCUGAUGAUGCCGAGGCUGCUGCUGCUGGAUAUUAA